CCUCCCUCCUCCCCACCACCCCUCCUCUCUGCGUGAACGGGCUCAGUGCAGCUGGAAGAGCCGCUGAGAAAACAAUUGCUUGAAGAGCUGGUGAUGCUGGGACGGAGCUGCAGGGACCCCCAGAAAAAGCCACAGGGGACCCCAGACUCAGGCCCCAGGAGCAUGAGGUUCGAGGGACAAGAGACAGCUGGCCAGCCGCGAGUGACCCUGCUGCCCACACCCAAUGGCAGUGGGCCGAGCCAGCAGUUUGAAGGCCAUUGGCGAGAGAUCUCAGAGAGGUCCCCGUGUGUGGCUGGUGUCAUCCCUGUCAUCUACUACAGCAUCCUGCUGGGCCUAGGGCUGCCUGUCAACCUCCUGACCACAGUGGCCCUGGCCCGCCUCGCCGCCAGGACCAGGAAGCCCUCCUACUACUACCUUCUGGCGCUCACAGCCUCGGAUAUUGUCACCCAGGUGGUCAUCGUGUUCGUGGGCUUCCUCCUACAGGGAGCUGUGCUGGCCCGACAGGUGCCCCAGGCUGUAGUUCGCACAGCUAACAUCCUGGAGUUUGCUGCCAACCACGCCUCCGUCUGGCUCGCGGUCCUACUCACAGUUGACCGGUACAGUGCCCUGUGCCACCCCCUGCGCCAUCGUGCUGUCUCGUCCCCAGGCCGGACCCGCCGGGCCAUCGCCAUCGUCCUUGGUGCUGCCCUGCUGACUGGUAUCCCCUUCUACUGGUGGCUGGAUGUGUGGAGGGACGCAGACCCCCCCAGCACACUGGACAAGGUCCUUAAGUGGGCUCAUUGCCUCAUUGUCUAUUUCAUCCCUUGUGGGAUUUUCCUGGUCACCAAUUCAGCCAUCGUCUGUAGGCUACGGAGGAGGGGCCAGAGUGGGCUGAGGCCCCGGGUGGGCAAGAGCACAGCCAUCCUCCUGGGCGUCACCACGCUCUUCACCUUCCUGUGGGCACCCCGGAUCUUUGUCAUGCUCUUCCACCUGUACGUGGCCCCCGUCCACCGGGACUGGAGGGUCCACCUGGCCUUGGACGUGGCCAACAUGGCAGCCAUGCUUAGCACAGCGGUCAACUUUGGCCUCUACUGCUUUGUCAGCAAGACUUUCCGGGUCAUUGUCCAAGAGGUCAUCCACGGUGCCCACCUGCCCUGCAUCCUGGGGUCACGGCCAGAAGGCAUGGGGGUGGAGCCUAUGCUGAAGCCUCCAGGACACCCCAAAGGGGCAGAAUUGUAGAGAAGGGGUCCAGCCAGGGAUCUUGGGUGGCUCAGAGCCAGAUGUACUGGGCCUUUGUGGUUGUGCCCACAAACUGUAUCAACACCCAACUUUGCAAUCUGGGGGUAAAGGAAGAGGCUCCUUCAGGGGUGCCCCCCCAGGUAAAGGGGGGACAAUUUAUCCAACUUGUACAUUAAAUUCACCAGCAAUUCCCAUUUCCUGGGACAAGGAAGGGGCUUGGCCAGGCACAGCCUAAUAAUGUCAACUGCUAUGGGCAUUCCUUUGUGAGGGACAUCUCACCUGCCCCAUUAUGAAGGCUAAAUUAAGGUUGGUUGAAUGCAUGAAUGAAUGAAUGAAUGAAUGAAUGAAAAGAUGGAUGGAUAUGAAUUGUUUCCAGUCCACCCCCUUUUCCUGGAGCCCACCUCUCAUUCCCUGAGUUGGUCUCUUCUCUGGCUCCCAGUGGCAAUGCCAGGGUGAAAAGGAAGGUAUCUCCCGGGUUCCUGGGCCGGGGGAGCCAAAUGUGCUCGUCCGAGCACUUCCGAAAGGCAGUGGCCUUUUGAUUUGAUGCCCCAGUCCUGGGGAGACGCAGUCCCUUGGGUCUCAGGCAUGCUGGUUUGAUUCCGCUUCACUCCCUGCCCUGGAGCCAGAGUUAGGCUCAAGGGCCUGCAGGUUUCCUGGGGCUGCACUUUUCAUCGUUGCCAUGACUGUGUGGAGAAGGAAAUGCCCUCUCAGCCUAGGGGCCAGGGAAGGAAGAUCAGGAAGGGAGGGCUUAGCCCAGCCCUCCGAGCCCACUCCACUUGGGGAAAGGCCUCCGUCUCCACUGCAGGAGGAAAUAGAUGGCUCCCCUCGUCUGAGACCGACGCUGAGGGGCUCUGCUAAUCCCCGCCCGGCUUCUCCAGGGCCCCCCUCUCUCCUUUCAGCAACGUCAGCCUGGAGCGGCAGCUGGGAGAGAUUAGCAGAUGGACCUCCACCUGCUCCAGGCCUUGGGUAAACACAUUAGCAGUCCUGCUUUCAGCUUCCUGGUCGGACUGAGCCCAGGCCAGGCCCUCACCAGCACCCAGCCCCUUAAUGGGGUUACAUGGACAAAGGAGCCUGAUGUGUGCGGGGGCACACAGUCAGUGCACAAUAAACGCUCAGCUUUGCCCCUUUCCUUUCUCCUCCCCAGAGCAGGGCCAUCUGAGAAGGGACUUUCAGCCACGCCCCAAAAGAAGAGAAGCCAGGUCUCCAUUUCUUUAUCCGCAAUUGGAAACUCCAAAAAGCUCUGAAAGCCAAAACACUUUUCCUGAGUUUGCCACUACCACAUUUAGUAACAAAACCUGAUCUGAACGAAUGGGAGACGAUGUAGGUCUCGGUGCAAACCGGCUGCCUAGGUUCCGCUGGGUGUGGUUACGCCUGCAGCCCCUCCCGCUGCUAGAAUCAAUAUCUACUACUUCAACUAGGCCACACGUAACCUUUCUGUAUUCUGAAAAACUCUGAAUCCUGAGACACAUCUGGUCCCAGGAGUUCAGAGAAAGGAACGAGGGCCUGUGAGUCCCGCCAUUUUGGCCACCGCAUGGACGCGGCUGACCCUGAGUGAAUUGGGGGCAUGGGGUUCCCCAAGGAGCACACAGUGUGGGUCAGAGUUCAUGCCCCAGGCCUUCAUUCUUUGCUUAAGGAGGAAGGGAUGGACGUGCAGGCACCCCAGGGGAAGAGGGGGGCCCUGGAGGGUGAGACAGACUAUUGUCCCCCCCAGCCCAGCCCCCCGGCCUAAGUCUGUCCUACAGAAGGAGGCUCUGGGAGGAAAGAUGCCUUUCUGAUGCAGAACCAAAUGGAACACGGUCGGGGAGGGAUCUGCUAUCCACUCUGUACGAAACCUGCAGGACCCUGCAGCAGAGCUGCCCGAAUCAGGAAACGCCCUUGUCAUGGAAGGCUUCUGCAGAUGGGGCAAGACCAAUGACAGGACGCCUCUCUCAACUGGUUGGUGGACUGUCCUCAAGGAGACAGAAGGAGUCACUCACUUGUCCCUGACACUGGUGAAACCAGGAACUUCCUGAAAUAGGCGGGGAGGCUCUAUUGAGGUAGGUCAAGUUUGGCACAGGUUGGGGCUUCGAGCCACCAGAACUCGGUGUUAAUGUGACCUCACUUGUACCCACAGGCUGGGGCGCCAUCAGUGUUUUCAAACAAUCCCGUAUCCUGUGUAUUGUAACCAUUUUACAAACUAAGGAAAAGGAGGCACAGAAAGAUUAGAUGAUAUGCACAUGGCCCUAAGCUGGUCCAGAGCAACAGACUCAAUCAAACCCAAGUCUGCUGGUUCCUGGUCUGUUCCCCCAUCACCUGUCACCUCUCAGGAGCAGAAGGGCAGCUUCAGGGAUGCUUUGCAUCACUUAUAACUUUUUGGUCCUGGACUUAACUGGAUUUGGGAACCAAUAUCAUAUUUUCCUAAUAAGCUGCAUUAGGUAACAGUUCUUUUUUCAACAUUUUGGUAACCUUUAACGAAAUGAAGAGGUCCUCACUUUGAUAAGUCUAUCACUGACCUGUAAACGAAAAGUAAUAUUAAAACUGUU
Molecule: messenger RNA, 3740 nt
Organism: Hipposideros armiger (great roundleaf bat)
Lineage: Eukaryota; Metazoa; Chordata; Mammalia; Chiroptera; Hipposideridae
Gene: GPR142
Product: G protein-coupled receptor 142
Biological process (GO): G protein-coupled receptor signaling pathway
Cellular component (GO): plasma membrane
Molecular function (GO): G protein-coupled receptor activity
Source: RefSeq, a predicted model, not a curated record